CAUCUUGCCAUACAGCUCUUCGAAGAGGAGACCAACAGCCGAACUUUGAUUGAGAAGCUGGAAGCAGAGCAUGUGAAGGGUCUGCAGCACAUUCGGGCCCUGGAGGGCAGGCUGGAGGAGCUGCAGGAUCUCCUCCUAGCCAAGAUGAAGGAUCUGAACACCUUUCAGGAAAGCAACGUAUCCCUGCGGAGUGAACUGGACGCUCUGAAGGCUAUGUUGGAGGAAGAGGAACACCAGAUGAGUGUCAGUAACUGGCACUUACCACAGACCCCUUCAUCCUCCAAUCCACUGACUGAUUCCUUCCCAUCAUCUGUACACAAUGUUAUUCCUGAGUACUACAAGAUGACUGAAGUCCUUCCACCGAUAACUACAUCUAACUCCACCGAGCUGCCUACUGCUAGAGAGGAAAGUUCCCAUAAAGGAGAAAACAUUGUGGAAGAUAUUCAAGACCAAAUAGAUCAUUUUAAAAGGUCAGCAUCUGCCCCUCUUUUGGAUGUUCAGACGCCAGACCUCGGAAAAAGACAAGACUCGUUUGGUUCAGUGAUGGACAAUGUGAACCCUAAACGCAUCAGUAAAACUCCACCACUGACCAUAAUUGACAGGAAAACAGCUGUCUCCAGUGCUCUUGGGAAUCUGGAAAUCUCUGAUGUCGAUCCCAGUGGAAGUUUUGUAAGAAUCAUCAACCAGUCACAAGAUAAAGAGGAAGACAUUGGCGGGUGUCUUCUCCAGCAGAACAUUCGUGGUCACCCCAUUUCAAUCUAUCGAUUCCCACCAAAAACCAGAUUGAUGGCACGCUGCGUGGCCACUGUUUGGGCCUCAUCAGCUGGUGUAGCUCACAAUCCUCCAACAGAUUUCUUGUGGAAGGAACAUAGCAAGUUUGUCACUGAACCACGCUGUACCACCAUCUUGUGUACCCCAAAUGGGCAGGCAUUGGCAUGGUUCACCCCCCUAAAAAACAAAAUGAGAAAAUCAGUGGAGAACAACCUGCAUAAAUCAGAACCCAUUUCACUGGUUCAAGCCUCUGAGCAGCAUGAUAAUGAAGAACCUAUACCAGAAGGAGAUACACAGUCAGCAAAAUUCCCACCAGACCAUCAUAGGCUUGAAAAAGUGCCAACCUUACUAAAGAGAGAGAAGAUUUCCCCUGCUGUUCUUCCCAAUGUCUUCCAGCCCAUGGGCACAGAGUACGGCUUCCCUGACUCACCCCGAUUUCACUCCCAGCCGAUUCAUACCCUUGGGAUGCGAUAACAACAGUCAGUGUCGUCAGACAAGAUUAUCAACGCCCUCUUCCAGUGUCCCCAGUGCUGGAUCCAGACAUGGCAGGGAACAGGCCAUUAGCCCUGUGAGCAAG
This is a messenger RNA of Staurois parvus, 1348 nucleotides long. NCBI's taxonomy places the organism in Eukaryota, Metazoa, Chordata, Amphibia, Anura, Ranidae. The record is from the annotation of a GenBank genome assembly.